Molecule: messenger RNA, 2092 nt
Organism: Anolis sagrei ordinatus
Lineage: Eukaryota; Metazoa; Chordata; Lepidosauria; Squamata; Anolidae
Gene: GGPS1
Product: geranylgeranyl diphosphate synthase 1
Biological process (GO): isoprenoid biosynthetic process
Cellular component (GO): cytoplasm
Molecular function (GO): protein binding; prenyltransferase activity
Source: RefSeq, a predicted model, not a curated record
CGCACAAAGAGCUCCGGUGGCGCAUUUCUCCCCAUCAGGCGAAGGUGGCGACUGAGGCGGAAGGGGCCCGGUGGGUGGGGCCUAGUCUUCUCCCAAGAGCCGAAGAGGGUCGGAGCGGGGCCUGAGACCGGGAAAGGCGCCUUGCGGGGCGGCGGAGGAGGAGAGCGCGGUUGGCAGGAGCUGGGCCUAACAGCGGGAGCUCACCCAACUCCCCAGAUUUGAACCGCCAACCUUUUGGUCAGCAAGUUCAGCAGCUCAGCAGUUUAACCUGCUGCGCCACCAGGGAAAAUCAAGAUUUUUAAAGAAGUAUCUUGACUUCUUGUUGUCUUGUGAUGACCGGCAGCAUUCCUCCUGAUGUCAUUGGGCGAAGAGUCCUCUGCAAUGGGGACUAUGGAACUGUUCUCUUUGUUGGCAGUGUUCCCCCUACAACAGGAGUUUGGCUUGGUGUGGAAUGGGAUAACCCACAAAGGGGAAAGCAUAAUGGGAGUCAUGAAGGAAUACAGUACUUCAAAUGCAGACACCCUUCAGGGGGAUCUUUUAUCCGUCCAAACAAGGCUAAUUUUGGAGUAGACUUCCUUUCUGCUGUCCGUGAGAAGUAUGGAUUAAACGAAGAUCAAGAAGAUGCUGAGAGCAGAACAGAAACAUCAAUAGUAAUUGGAAGGAGAACUGUGGAACCAAUUGGAUUUGAUUCCAUUAAAGAAAGACAAAAGCAAUUGAAUAAUAUGAGUGACAUAUCAGUCGAUGAAUGUGUGGUGAGCGAAGCAGGUCAAGAAGAGGAAAUCAAAAGAACAUGUCCUAAUAUCAGACGGAUAAAUCUAUCCAAAAAUCUUUUAUCAUCUUGGAAAGAAGUAGUAAAUAUUGCCUGCCAGCUUGAACAUCUAGAAACCCUAAAUGUCAGUGAAAACAAAAUGAAAUUUCCAUCCUCUUCACCACCAAACUCAAGAGCUUUUUGUAAUCUGAAGGUGUUGGCACUUAAUCAUACAGAAGUGACAUGGACUGAGGUUCUUUUAUGUGCUACAGGGUGGCCUGUUCUUGAAGAACUCUACCUGGCUUCCAAUGAAAUUUCGCUUUUGGAGAGACCUAUUGAUACCUUACAUAACCUGAAAUGGUUAGACCUCUCUGACAAUCAAUUAACUGAUGGAAACCAACUUCACCUAAUUGCAGACCUCCCCAGGUUAGAAACGCUCAUACUUUCAAACAAUGCAAUUUCUUCAAUACACUUUCCUGAUGUUGGAUUUGGUUGCAAAACUGGCAAGUUUCCUUCCUUAACACAUCUUGGAGUAAAUUCCAAUAGAAUUGCAGAAUGGUCAGUUAUCAAUGAACUUGAUAAACUACAAAGUCUUCAUUCGUUGGAUUGUCGGAAUAAUCCGUUGAUGGAAACAGACAAAAAUAUGGAGACCGUGAAGCAGCUGCUGAUUGCAAAAAUAGGCCAGUUAAAAUUUUUGAACAAGUCUGAGAUCUUCCCUGAGGAAAGAAGAGGAGCAGAACUCGACUAUAGAAAAAAAUACGGUAUUGACUGGCUAAAUGCUGGUGGUAACCAAGAUCCAAACAAAAACAACCCAAGUGAAGAGUUUCUUUCUGCUCACCCCAGAUUCCAAGUUCUCUGUGAGAAAUACGGUGCGCCCGAAGAUGGAGAGAUGAAAAAAGAACAGCAUUUCUCUCUCAAAAAUCAGCUGUUAGCUUUGACCUUUAAAUGCCCUGACAAACCUGACCAGAAGCCCAUAGAGAAGAAACUACCAGAUUCUAUGACUGUUCAGAAGGUCAAAGGAUUACUGUAUCGGCUACUUAAAAUCCCAGGUUCAAAACUGAAGCUGUCCUAUGAAAGUUCUAAAAUGAAAGGCAAAGAAUUUGAACUGGACAAUGACCUAAAACCUUUGCAGUUUUACUCUAUUGAAAAUGAAGAUUGUGUCCUAGUACGAUGGUAACAGCUUCAAUGCUUUUUUCUUUAAGAGUAGUUGUAUGUUGCUAGCAGAACCUCUAUAAUUAAGAUUUAAAGAUUUGGAAGAACUUUGAUAUCGAAAAGAUGGAAAGCUAUUUACCUGGCAAACCACUAAAAUCUGCACUUUCUGUUAAUAAAUGUUCUCUUUGCAAA